This is a messenger RNA of Glarea lozoyensis ATCC 20868, 1920 nucleotides long. RefSeq names its product Succinyl-CoA synthetase. The record is from RefSeq and is a predicted model, not a curated record. Gene Ontology annotation, molecular function: succinate-CoA ligase (ADP-forming) activity; succinate-CoA ligase (GDP-forming) activity. Lineage: Eukaryota; Fungi; Ascomycota; Leotiomycetes; Helotiales; Helotiaceae. The transcript is spliced from 8 exons. The coding region runs from base 1 to 1920 and encodes 639 amino acids. Gene Ontology annotation, cellular component: succinate-CoA ligase complex (ADP-forming); mitochondrion. Gene Ontology annotation, biological process: tricarboxylic acid cycle.
AUGCUUCGGCAUACGGUACUGCGGGGUCGUCCCGUAGGUGGAGCCAUCAGAAAGAGAGACUUUGGAAGUACCAAAAGGAGAUUGGGAUAUGAGGAUACCAUAGAAAAUUUGAGGAUAGGAAAAGAUACUAGAGUUAUUUUCCAGGGGUUUACAGGAAGACAAGCCACGGCGAACGCAAAAGAAUCUCUGGCAUGGGGGACGAAUAUAGUGGGCGGUGUGACGCCAGGGAAGGAUGGCGAACAUUUGGGUAAACCAGUUUUACCUACCGUCAGAGAGGCAAUGAAACAAUUGAAGCCGGACGCCACAGGAAUCUACGUGGCAGCUCAUCAGGCUCCUGCUGCGAUAGAAGAGGCCAUUGAAGCGGAAGUUCCAUUAAUCGUUGCUGUUGCGGAGCACAUUCCUAUUCAUGAUAUUAUGCGAAUACAUUCUAUUUUGAAAACUCAGUCGAAAUCGAGACUUGUAGGUGCGAAUGCCCCAGCGGUUGCAUCUACAACUAGAGCGGGACUUGGACAAAGUCUUUGCAUAGGAAUGGGAGGGGACGUACUCGCAGGAACCAACUUUGUAGAUGCACUCAAGAUUUUUGAAAAUGACGAGGACACCAAAGGGAUAGUGCUAAUCGGUGAAAUUGGUGGGUGGGCUGAGAUUGAAGCAGCGGAUUGGAUUAAAGAUUAUCGAAAACGAAAUUCAAACCCAAAGCCCAUAUCAGCUCUUAUUGGGGGUGUUAAUGCUGCUCCUGGCCGUGUUAUGGGACACGCAGGAGCUUUCACCUUGCCAGGAGAGCCAGAUGCUCUGAUGAAGAUAAAAGCGUUGGAGCAAGCUGGGGUUACUGUGGUCAACCAUCCUGAGAAAUUUGGAGAUGCGAUGAAAACUUUGUUGGGAAGUUCAGGACGAGCGAGCAGUGGAUCGAGUGCAACGGGCUCUCAGAGAAGAGGAAUGCAUACUAUGAGAUCUCGUCCAACCAGAGAAGUUCUGACAAAGAUUUCGAGCCAGAAAAGAUCACUCCAUAUCAGAGAAAAUUUAGCGCUCGAUCUUCUGCGAGAAAAGGGUAUAAAUGCCUCAGAAUACUCCGGUACAGGACGAAGACGGAUGCUCGCAGUGGGUGUCGACCGAAGUGGCAGAUCCCCUUGCAUCAUUGCCUCGCCAGCUUCAAUUCCAGAAAAUCCACACAAAGAAUCCAAAAGAUUUCUAUUCGAUUACAGGAGGGGAUUUGAUCCCAUCCGAGCAGCAGCAGUUGCCGAGCACUUACAUCUUGCGGAAUCGGCAAAGGAGUCGUUACCAAAAUUGAUCAACGGAUUGAUCGACCUGUUUAAGAAAAAAGAAGCUUUGAUUUUAGAAACACUUUUCGUCGAGAGAUUAGGAGAUCUAAAAGUUGUAGGUGCGAAUUUCACAUUUGACGAUGCUGCAUUUCGCAGUACGAAACGUCAAGCCGAUAUCCACGCACUCCGUCGCAUCGAAGACGAAGAUCCUCAAGAGGUUGAAGCAGAGGAAGACGGUAUCGUAUACAUCAAAUUCGCAGGAGAUGGAAACAUUGGCACAUUGGUCAAUGGGGCAGGUCUUGCCAUGAACACAGUAGACGCUCUUGCAGAUGCGGGAGGUAAAGCGGCGAAUUUUCUGGAUACAGGCGGGAAGGCUACAAGUGAAACUGUGAAAAAGAGCUUCCAGGUCAUAUUGCAGGACGAGCGGGUGAAGGUGAUCUUUGUGAAUAUCUUUGGGGGCUUGACGCUGGGUGAUAUGAUUGCGAAUGGGGUGUUAUUGGCGUUCAAGGAGUUGGAGAUGAGAAUUCCUGUUGUGGUUAGGAUUCGUGGCACUAAUGAGGAAGAGGGUCAGAGAAUUAUUGCUGAAUCGGGGUUGUCACUUCAUGCGUAUGACGAUUUUGAGGCAGCGGCUGCGAAAGCUAUUGAGCUUGCGAAUAGUUCUUGA